Molecule: messenger RNA, 2553 nt
Organism: Trichomonas vaginalis G3
Lineage: Eukaryota; Parabasalia; Trichomonadida; Trichomonadidae
Product: F-box only protein family
Exons: 1
Coding region: 1-2553 (850 amino acids)
Biological process (GO): ubiquitin-dependent protein catabolic process; regulation of apoptotic process; protein ubiquitination
Source: RefSeq, a predicted model, not a curated record
AUGACUGGACGAAAGAAAGUGAAGAAAGUACGCAAAAAAACAACCAAAACUAAGGAUACUAAGACCCAGGAAGGUUCUGUUGAUCAACUGCCUCCUGUAAAAAUGUUAAAAAAAGGAAAAAAGAUAAUUCGAAAGAAAGCUAGAACGUUAGACUUAAAAACAAAUACGAAUUCACGUGAUGCCCCAACAUUAUCUGGUGAUUUUAGCUCCGAAUUCAGAAGAUCUAAAGCGCUGACCUUAUCAUCAGAUGAUAAUUUCACAACAGAAGGAAAUUCAAUAGAAGGGAAAACUAAAAUCAAAAGGAAAAUAGCUUUUACAAAGAAAAGUCCAUCAAAGAAGUCAUUUAAGAAGCUAAAAUCUCCGAAAAAUUCUAAGUCUCCUAAAAAAACGAAAUCUGACAUUCAAAAUAAUGCAAAUAUCAUUAAAAUUACGCCGUUUCCUGAAAUAGAAUACCAAAACUAUCAAACACCUUCAAAUGAAAAUAAUGAUUUACAAAAUAUUGUGGAAAAUGCCCCGGAAAACUCUCAAAUUAUAAUACCAUCUGGGUUUUACCAAGUUGAAUUGGUUAUAAAGAAGCCAAUUAGCUUGAUCGCUCAAGGCGAGGUUAUUUUACUCGCACCAGGAACAAAUCAUACUUUAAUCGUAAAUUCCAUAGGUGUUUCAAUCAAAGGUUUCAAAAUUUGCCAAAAAUACUCUGAAAUCCAUUCCGCAAUUUACGUUGAAAAUGGAUCUUUACGAUUAACCGACUGCUUCGUUACAUCCGAAUACGCUCCUGCAAUAGUUCUAUCCUCGGAAUCUAUUUCUCAUAUAUUUAGAACUAGUUUUUCCUCUGUAAAAGCGCCACCAAUUUUUGCUUUUGAAAACUCGAUGAUUUCUGCUGAAGAUUGCAAAAUAAAUGAAUCGUCUUCAAGUGGCGUAGUGCUAUGCGGCUAUUCUACGGCCAAAUUUUCUCGGUGUGUAAUCACAUGUAACCAAAAGAGUGGUUUUCUCUGCAAGGAGAAAUCGAAUCUGCUAUGUGAUGGAUGUUCUAUAACGGGAUGCGGCGAAAAUGGAAUGGAAAUCGGUUCAAGCGGAACAAUUUUGAUAAAAUCUAGUAAUAUUGAGGGGUGUGAAGGGUGUGGAAUCAUCUCAUAUUCAAAUUCUAUUCCAUCCAUAAUGAAUAUGAGCAUUUCCUACUGCAAAGGACCUGCAAUUAAAGCAUUUGAAAAAUCUUCUCUUUAUUUAUCACAAAACAAGUACAUUUCAUGCGGUCAACCCUCAUUAUUAUACUUCCAAGAUGAUGUUCGCGUCAAAUCCUCUGACGAUUCCUUUAUCGGAACCGAUGGAGGAAUCUAUAUCCAAGGAAGUUCAGCUCUAAACAUAUCAAAAGCAACAUUUGAUUCAUUACUAUGUGGUAUCAUCAUUGAUGGCCCAUGUAAAACCGAAAUUGACGGUUCAAAAUUCCAAAAUAUUCAGAAAACAUCAAUUUCAGCCGAAAACAAAACAGAACUUACUAUUAAAAACACAGAUAUCAAAGGAAGUGGUGAAGAUGGAAUAUAUACAUCCGGAAUCAAAAAAUUGAACUUAAAUAACGUAAUUAUCGAAAAAUCCGGGAUCAGCGGCAUUGAUGCCAACAAUUCCACUUCCAUUAUCCUAAACAAAGUCUCUCUGCUCAAUAACAGAAACGCCGGCCUCGUUCUCUCCCAAUCAGAAGCCGAAAUUUCGGAUUCGAAAUCCAACGGAAAUGGAAUUGUCGCUUUCGAAAUCAGAGGCUGCAAAGGGAAGUUCCAAAACACUGAGAUCAAAGAUAACGCGUGCGGCAUCAUUUGCAUCGAUAAAGGACAGGCGUCAGUAGAUAACUGCUCUCUUUCAGACAACAAACAAUCAGCAAUUUUGUUGCUGAAUAAAAGUGUAACAACUUUACGUCACUCGAAACUGAUAUCGAAUGGUAUCAUCUGCAUGGGAAAGAGCUAUGCGAAAUUGAGAACAGACACUCUCUCAGGUUGCAGGAGUGCGUUACAAGUUGUUGGAAACAAAACAAAAGGAGAUAUAGAAAAUUGCUGUGUAGAAAAAUGCCAAUGCGGAAUAUUAGUAUCUGAUAACUCGUGUGUUGAUAUUAAUAAAACAACAUUUAAGGAGAAUAUGUGCGCGGCUGAAGCUAGAUUGGGAGCAACAAUUAAUUCAAAGGGAUGUACGUAUAAAAGAACAAAAGGAGAGAGUUCUUUGGUUGUUUUGUCUAAAAGUAAGCUCUCCUCCAAAAAUGAAAGCUUUGAAGAGGCUGGAAAAUGCGCAAUUUAUGCUGACACUUCGGAACAGAUGCAGGUAGAGAAUAUCAAUGUCAAUAAAUGCCAAAUAGCAGGUGUAGUUCUUCAGCAAUGUAAGAAUUCGUCGAUUUCAUCUUCAAAAUUCAAUAAAAAUGGAAGAGCUGCUGUAAUUGUUUCUGGAACUGGAUCCCAUAGAAUUAGUAGUAUUUCGGCUAAGGGUCAUUCUGAUGCUGCGGUCCUUUUGUCAAAUGGAUCAGAUCCAAAGCUUGAUAAAAUAGAAUCAGACUGUAAUGUAUCUUUAAUCAUCUAA